Pseudomassariella vexata is the source of this 1721-nucleotide messenger RNA. Its product is annotated as major facilitator superfamily domain-containing protein. The record is from RefSeq and is a predicted model, not a curated record. Lineage: Eukaryota; Fungi; Ascomycota; Sordariomycetes; Amphisphaeriales; Pseudomassariaceae. Gene Ontology annotation, molecular function: transmembrane transporter activity. Bases 83 to 1564 code for a protein of 493 amino acids. Gene Ontology annotation, cellular component: membrane. The transcript has 7 exons. Gene Ontology annotation, biological process: transmembrane transport.
CUGUAAUGUGUUUGCGUAGUGUUCCACUGCAUUUCUCAGUGUACGAUUCGUUGCGCGAUUGAGAUAGGGACUCUUUUCGACGAUGGCGGACUCGGGGAAGAUAGAGAUCAUCAAUGACGAUCCGACUGACAGCCCCGUCUUGUCUGACAACGAGGCGGCGGCUGGUAGUGGUGCCGGUGGGAAGUUUAACGAGAAAGCCCUGCUGAGGAAACUCGAUGCGCGACUGUUACCUGCGGUCGGAGUUCUGUAUCUUCUGUCAUUUUUGGAUCGAAGCAAUGUUGGGAAUGCUCGUAUCGAGGGAAUGCUGAACGAUUUGCACAUGACUGGAAACCAGUAUCUGACCGGCUUGAAGCUAUAUUUCAUCGGUUAUGUGCUGUUCGAAAUACCAUGCAACAUUAUUCUGAAAAGAACCAGCCCACGCAUCUGGCUCCCCACCUUGACCAUCGCCUGGGGAAUUGUGGCGACUCUUCUGGGCGUGGUGCAGAACAUGACGGGUUUCUUCGUCGCCAGAUUCUGCCUGGGCGUGACGGAGUCUGGCUUGUUUCCGGGAGUAGUGUACUACUUUAGCAUGUGGUACAAGAGAAAAGAGCGCCAGUAUCGGGUUUCGCUCUUCUUUAGCGCUGCUUCCUUGGCUGGUGUCUUUGGUGGAAUCCUGGCUUAUGGGAUUGGAAAUAUGAAGGGCGUGGUGUGGGAGAAUGGAUGGCGAUGGAUCUUCAUUCUGGAGGGUAUUCUGACAGUACUUGUGGCCAUCGCGGCAUACUGGUUCAUCCAUAACUACCCCAAAACAGCCAAGUUCCUCAGCGAUGAAGAGCGGCAGUUCAUCCAAGAGAGACUCGCAGCAGACAGCGAUGCCACCAACGAAGAGCACUUCAACUGGGGCGCCGUCAGAGAGGCUCUCCAAGAUCCCGCUUGCUGGCUGUACGGGCUGGGCUUCCACACCAUGAGUUUGCCACUGUAUACUCUGUCGCUAUUCCUGCCAACCAUCAUAACCAACCUAGGCUACACGGCUGCCAAAGCCCAACUCCUCACCAUCCCCCCCUACGCCUUCGCCUUCGUCACCACCCUCAGCAUCGCCAUUCUCUCAGAACGUACCGGCCAACGCGGCCUCUUCAUCGGAAUCUCCGCGCUCUUCGCAUCCAUCGGCUACGCCAUCCUCCUCGGCAACACCAACCCCGUCGCGCGCCCCGGCGUUUCUUAUCUCGGGACCUUCUUCGCCGCCGGCGGGAUAUACCCCGCGACCGCGCUCGUGCUCUCGUGGCCCGCUAUCAAUGUCUCCGGACAGACGAAGAGGGCUAUUGCAAAUGCAAUGCAGAUCAGUACAGGCAAUUUGGGGGCGGUGUUGGGGACACAGCUCUAUCGCGCUACGGACGGGCCGAGGUUUGUUGUCGGCCAUGCGAUGGCAUUGGCAUAUUUGUUGGCGAAUGUUGUUGUGGUUACAGUGUUGGGUUUGAGGUUGCGGGCGGAGAAUAGGAGAAGGGAUGAGGUUUCUGAGGAGAUUAAGGAUGUAGGGCAAGUUGUGGACUGGAAGGGGGAUUCGGAUGUCAGGUGGCGGUUUGAGUACUAAGCAGUUGUUACUGAAUUGGUGCGUCACGGCGAGGAAGAGACGCUUCUUUGCGUAACUUAAUUAUGAGGGGAUCCUACCUAAUUAACUGGCGAUUCGUGUGCGGAACGGGUAGUAGAUAGACUAUCACCUGUCCAAGCUCCACUUUAUGACAUCGAGG